Nicotiana attenuata is the source of this 1032-nucleotide messenger RNA. RefSeq names its product probable LRR receptor-like serine/threonine-protein kinase At4g36180. The transcript is spliced from 3 exons. Bases 1 to 1032 code for a protein of 343 amino acids. Gene Ontology annotation, molecular function: protein binding. The record is from RefSeq and is a predicted model, not a curated record. NCBI's taxonomy places the organism in Eukaryota, Viridiplantae, Streptophyta, Magnoliopsida, Solanales, Solanaceae.
AUGCUCGACUUGUCUCAUAAUCAGCUCACAGAAUCAAUUCCUAGCUGCUUGAGUAACAUAAGUCAAGAGGUGACUUCUCAACAAAUGUUUCGCUUACCAGCACUGAAAAGUUUUGCUUUUCAAAGUGUAGCAUUUACGAGUGUAUACACUAUGUUUGAUGCAGUAAGAAUGAAGGUAGAGUUUACAACAAAGAGCUCUUCCCUUAAUUAUGAAGGCGGCCCCCUACUUUACAUGUCUGGAAUUGAUCUUUCUUCAAAUCACUUAAGCGGUGAAGUUCCCAUUGAGCUUGGUAACUUAAGUGAGAUACAGGUACUAAACUUUUCGCAUAACAAGCUCGUUGGAUCAAUUCCAAAGACAUUCUCCAAUCUGCAUGAAAUAGGAUGCAUAGAUCUCUCCUACAACAAGUUGAGUGGAAGAAUUCCUGAUGAGUUACUAGAGCUACAUUCGUUGGCAGUCUUCAGCAUAGCACACAACAAUUUAUCAGGUGCUGUACCCGAGCUUAAAGGUCAGUUCAGUACAUUUGACAAAAGCAGCUAUGAGGGCAAUCCUUUUCUUUGCGGACCACCAUUGCAUAUCAAUUGCACCAGUGCUCAAUUGGAACAUCCGAUUCAAUCAAACGAUGGAAACGAAGAAGAAGGAGAAGAUGGAUUCAUAGAUAUGGGGAUAUUCUACAUAAGCUUUUCAGUGGCUUUUCCAGUUUUUUUCAUUGGGGUCAUCACAACUCUUUGGGUAAAUAGCAGUUGGCGAAAUCGAUGGUUUCACUUUGUAGAGAACCUUGUAUUCUCAUGUUACUAUUUUCUGGUAGACAGAGUUACUGAUAUCUGUAGUAAGCUAAAACCGUGGCUAUUUUUCAAUGACUAUGCAAAUGCUGGCUACUUUUCGAUUACCAAUCCGAAAACUGCUAGCCCAUGCUAUUUUCACUUUGUUCGCACACCAGCCAUAAAUAUGCAACCUAAAAUUGACUGGAAUGUCAUGGUUGUUGGUGUCAAAAGCAAAGUAACGGCCAAGCGCCGAAAGCUCUCCGUUGACUGA